This is a messenger RNA of Pelmatolapia mariae (spotted tilapia), 1452 nucleotides long. Its product is annotated as putative ferric-chelate reductase 1. The transcript has 12 exons. Gene Ontology annotation, cellular component: membrane. Lineage: Eukaryota; Metazoa; Chordata; Actinopteri; Cichliformes; Cichlidae. The coding region runs from base 1 to 1452 and encodes 483 amino acids. The record is from RefSeq and is a predicted model, not a curated record.
AUGGAUCUUCUUGUAUUGCUGCUGUUGUGCACUGCUCCACUCAUCCGAGGAUACAGCUCAGGUCUGGUUAUAGACAGCUGUGAAGAAUUGAAAUCCCAUCAAUCAGGGCUGAGCCCACAAACGGCACCAUCACCCUUCAUAGUCACCACAGAGCAAAGGCGCUACAGACUUGGAGAGGAUGUCAAAGUUGAGCUACAGGGUCCGGCCUCCACACCAUUCACAGGUUUCCUGUUGGAGGCUAUAGAAGUGGGAAGUGAGACUCCUGUGGGUUCCUUUGCCAUACCAGCAGGGGCUGCUAAACUCCUCACCUGCAGCCAAAGACCUAAAUCAGCUGGAUCUAUCUCUAGCGCUAACUGUGGCGUCACCAAGGUGUGCUUCAGUCAGCCUUCAAACUGUGACCCAGCAGUCAGUUCUAGCUGUUAUUUCAUGUCAGCCAUGAUGUUAGCCAAUGGUACAGCUGUCCAGUAUGAGAUGAUUGGUCCUUAUGAAGGCUACAUCGCUUUUGGAUUCUCUGAUGAUCAGAAGAUGGGAAACGAUGAUAUUUAUGUUUGUGGAAUGAACAGUAAUGGACAAGUUGGUGUGCAACAUAUGUAUUCAACAGGACGAACAACUCCACAAGUUGUUGCUCUGGGGAACGUUUAUAAUAUAACAACGUCAUUGCAGAACAAUGUCAUCAGUUGUUCCUUCACUACUACGGACAUAAUUUCUAUACAGGGGACUUCAGGUUUCAGCCAAUCCUACUACUUCAUGUUUGUCCAUGGACCCAGCAGCAAUGGACAAAUCCAAUUCCAUAAGCACGACUUCGUCAGCACUACUAAGAUGGCCAUUUCCACUCCUGUGGUUGUCAGUAAAAGUGGAUUUCCUGAUAUCAUCAAAGCUCAUGGAUCACUGAUGCUGAUUGCCUGGAUGACCACGGGAACACUGGGAAUGAUGGUUGCCCGAUAUCUGAAAAAAAUGGCCAAGGGAACGACAAUGUGCAACAAAGAUCUCUGGUUUGUGGUCCAUGCUGGAGUAAUGGUUCUGACGGUAGCAGCCACAAUCAUUGCUUUCAUCCUCAUUUUCUCUCAUACUCGGGACUGGUCUGGGGGAGCACAUCCAGUGUUGGGUUGCCUGGUUAUGAUCCUCUCCUUCUUCCAGCCUGUAGUGGCUAUGCUGCGCUGCGGACCACAGCAUCACCUGCGGUAUCUAUUCAACACAUCACAUUUUUUGAAUGCAGUGAUAAUAAAAUCUUUAGCCGUGGCAGCCAUAUUUACAGGCCUGAACUUGAUUGACAGCAGUGAUGGAUGGUUAAUGAAAGUGAUGGGUGGCUUUCUUGCCUGGGAAGCUCUCUUUUACAUCAUGUUGGAGGUUCAUAAUGGGAAAGUAAAAAUUGAUGGUCUACUGAUCGGUCUGUUCUUUCUGGGAAACAUUUGCUUUUUGGUGGCACUUUUGGUUGGAAUUGGGGUGAAAUAA